CGGCGCGCCGGGGCGGGCGCGGUGCUCCGUGAGGGGGAAGGCGGCGCUGAGGGGAGGCCUGGCAGCGGCUGCCGCGGUGAGACCCCGUCGGCGCGUCACCCUCCCGCCGCAGCCAUGAUCCACAGCCUGUUCCUCAUCAACGCCGCCGGGGACAUCUUCCUGGAGAAGCACUGGAAGAGCGUCGUCAGCCGCUCCGUCUGCGAUUACUUUUUCGAGGCGCAGGAGAGGGCCUCGGAGGCGGAGAACGUGCCGCCCGUCAUCCCCACGCCGCACCACUAUCUCCUCAGCGUCUACCGGCACAAGAUCUUCUUCGUGGCUGUUAUUCAGAGCGAGGUGCCGCCUCUCUUCGUCAUCGAGUUCCUGCACCGCGUCGUCGAUACCUUCCAGGAUUAUUUUGGUGUCUGUUCAGAAGUGAUGAUCAAGGACAAUGUUGUGGUGGUUUAUGAGGUGCUGGAGGAGAUGCUGGACAAUGGCUUUCCAUUGGCAACAGAGUCUAAUAUUCUUAAGGAACUGAUAAAGCCUCCCACUAUCCUGCGAACAGUUGUCAACACCAUCACAGGAAGCACUAACGUGGGUGACCAGCUUCCUACUGGGCAGCUAUCAGUGGUGCCUUGGAGACGUACUGGUGUAAAAUACACCAACAAUGAGGCUUAUUUUGAUGUGAUUGAGGAGAUAGAUGCAAUCAUCGACAAAUCAGGUUCCACAAUUACUGCUGAAAUCCAAGGAGUGAUUGAUGCUUGUGUCAAGCUGACUGGGAUGCCAGACCUGACCCUCUCCUUUAUGAACCCUCGGUUGCUGGAUGAUGUCAGCUUUCAUCCCUGUGUGCGUUUUAAGCGCUGGGAGUCGGAGAGAAUACUCUCCUUCAUUCCACCUGAUGGCAACUUUCGCUUGCUCUCCUACCACGUCAGUGCUCAGAAUCUUGUGGCAAUUCCUGUCUACGUUAAACACAACAUCAGUUUCCGUGACAGCAGCUCACUGGGACGUUUUGAGAUCACAGUGGGGCCAAAGCAGACCAUGGGGAAGACUGUAGAGGGUGUGAUGGUCACUAGCCAGAUGCCAAAAAGUGUCUUAAAUAUGACCCUCACACCCUCUCAGGGAACACAUAUCUUUGAUCCAGUUACAAAGUUGCUGUCAUGGGAUGUGGGGAAAAUAAACCCCCAGAAGCUUCCAAGCCUGAAGGGCAGCGUGAGCUUGCAAGCUGGGACAUCAAAGCCAGAUGAAAACCCCACCAUUAACCUGCAGUUUAAAAUUCAGCAGCUGGCUAUAUCUGGACUCAAGGUGAAUCGCUUGGACAUGUAUGGGGAGAAGUACAAGCCCUUCAAGGGGAUAAAAUACAUGACUAAGGCUGGCAAGUUCCAAGUCCGAACCUAGAGCAUCCUGAUAGUGAGGAAGAGCACUUUCCUGUUUCUCCUGUCCCUGGCUGUCGGAUGCAGCCUCCUACCCCAUCCCUCUCUUUAGGGUUGCUCCCUUGCCUGUAGUAGCAUGAGCAGGAGAGCCAGUGCUUAGGGUGCUAGGGAGGGGAAAAGUAAGGUUGACCUGAAACUAUCUCAGCUGAGUCUGAAGUAUUUGGAACAACGGCAGAUGGGAGAGGUGUUCAGGUCCCUUGGGAUUAGAGAAUCAGCUGUGUAAGCUUCUAUCACCUUCAUUUUGCUGUCUUAAAGGAAAUUCUAGGGAUUUAUUGCCUUUUGUAACUCCUCUUGCUUAUAUCUUGGUUGGCUUUUAUCCCUUUGUGGAAAUUCAACUUUGUGUCAUGUACAAACUCCAACUGCAGUGUGAUGGUCUGGCAUCUGCCCUUUUCCAUCCCUGGGAGUAAGGCUGGAGAGGCAAUUCUUGGCAGCAGAGAGAUCCCCUAGGUGUUCUGCCUCAAAGGAAGAAGUGGAAAGGUAGAUUGUCCCAUCCAAGGGCAACUUCCAGGAUGGCAAGUUAAGAAGGUUGAGAUUGGUGAUGGUGCCACAGAGGGAAGAAGAGGCUGCUUUUUCAUAAGCCAUCUUGGUCACCAGGUAUCUUGAAUCUCUGCAGACAGACUGGAGCACAUGUCAUCUUGUAACUGCUGGGUGGUGACAUCUGAAUGUAGUUCUGCUUCUCCAUGACUGAAGGUAGGAAGGUCUCCCACCAUCUUUGGGGAGUCAGGGAAGAGACAGAGGCAGGAGGAUUUUUGUGGCGAUGUAGCACUCUGCAAGCUGUGGGUAAAUGAAGAUGAUCUCUAUCCUAGUAACUUGUUGGAACCUCUUUUUGUCUCUGCCUGCCUGUCACAAAUGAAGGUGAUACUGCUGUUCUCCUGCUCAUGGAUGUUUUCCUUUGAGAUAAUUGUGUCCUGGUAUGUUUGUAGUGUUUCUGGCUGUCCUACCUCAUUCUAGUUCCUUUACCAAUCAGCUGCUGUGCAGGUGGAUUCAAGGCUAAGCUGGAAUAUUCACUGGGACCAUCUCUUCUGCAGGAGCUGUUGCUGCCUCUGCCCAUUCCAGUCUGUGCUGCAUCUCUCUGUACAGCAUAAAUAUGAAAUGAGAGGUGUCUGCAGUGUUUGUAUUGUCUGUAAUGUGCUCUUUGGCCACUAGAUGCCAGGUUUUUUUUAAUCUGUGGUACAAGAACUUGUCCCUAAGGUGCUGUACAAUGUGACUACAGCAUCUGUCAGAUGGCUGUGAAGUCCAGCAUGUACAGCUCAUGCUUGGGAACAGAACAAAGUGACCCUAAACGAAGGAUAUAACAUACAUUCCGGUUUGCAUGUGAUGGACACUUGGAUAAGUGGCAUCUUGCUUGUGGCAUUGCAAGUUCCAGUGCAACUGGUGAAUGCCAUGGCAAGUGGCCUUACUGCUGAGCAUGUUCUGUGCAAAUAUAACCUUCAGCAAGGGCACCAAUAAAACGAAUUUUUACAUUGUCUGUGUGGUUUCAGAGUGG
This is a messenger RNA of Colius striatus (speckled mousebird), 2892 nucleotides long. It is a transcript of the gene AP3M2, whose product is annotated as adaptor related protein complex 3 subunit mu 2. NCBI's taxonomy places the organism in Eukaryota, Metazoa, Chordata, Aves, Coliiformes, Coliidae. Gene Ontology annotation, biological process: intracellular protein transport; endocytosis. The coding region runs from base 115 to 1371 and encodes 418 amino acids. The record is from RefSeq and is a predicted model, not a curated record. Gene Ontology annotation, cellular component: cytoplasmic vesicle; clathrin adaptor complex. The transcript has 8 exons.